AUGUCAGCAACUCCUGAUCAUCCGAAAUCAUUCUUGAUCUACGUGAAAAUGACUCAAUUUGUUACUCAAUUCAGCUUCUUCUUCACAUUCUUUUUCUGUUACAUUCUAACAUUUCUAACAGCUUUUGGAGUAAAACGAAAUUACGGAAGCUAUAAAUAUUUAUUGACUCUUUUCCCGAUUGUUGGAAUAUUCUUUGCCACAAUUGAGCUGGUUUUGUAUCCGAAUGUCUACUCGCACAAUGCCGGUUAUGUCUUCUACAGUACCAGCCGCCCAUUUGGUAUGAGUCAAGACACUGUAACAUUCUGUCUGAGCUUCUACGCAGGUGUCUAUGCAACCACUAUAUCAAUGAUAGCCGUUCAGUUUUUGUAUAGAUAUUGGGCAAUUUUUGACACCGAACUGCUUGAAAGAUAUAACCUCGAUAUAUCCAAAGUAGCUGCAACAACUCUAGUCGCUUACAACUCCACCGGUUCCAUCCGAUGGUUUAACAUUUCUUCGAUAAUUGUAUUAACAUGCAUUAUGACUAUUCAAUAUUCUGUAAUUAUCUAUUGUGCUGUCUGGAUGUAUGUCGGAAUGGAGGACAAACUUCAAAUGUUAUCUCUUUCCCUGAAAAACCUCCAUAAACAAUUCUUCAAAACUCUCAUUCUCCAAAUCGUGACCCCCACUAUCACUCUAUUUUCUCCAGUUAGUCUCAUUCUUUAUCUACCACUUUUUGAUCUAGAAUGUGAUUUACCAACUGGAAUGUUCUUAUGUGCAGUUACACUCUACCCUGCAAUGGAUGCUAUCAUAGUUAUGUAUAUUGUGGCAGACUACAAGAAAGCUGCCAAAAGAAUUGCCCGCCAGUUUUUGGAGGAAUGUCAGAGGUUAUUGGGAACUGUGGAGACGGAGGAUGUUACCAUUCAGACUGAAACGAAGAUUCAUAAUACGCCGGCUCAAAUUAAUUGGACCUAA
Molecule: messenger RNA, 948 nt
Organism: Caenorhabditis remanei
Lineage: Eukaryota; Metazoa; Nematoda; Chromadorea; Rhabditida; Rhabditidae
Exons: 4
Coding region: 1-948 (315 amino acids)
Source: RefSeq, a predicted model, not a curated record